AUGAACACUCACACCCAGCCUGCGACCGGCGCCAGGACCCUGCGGUCCACCAGAAGAUACCGGAGCCUUAGGAGGAACUCCAGGAUCCACACGCUCUACCAGCACCAGCGCCAUCACCCCGGCCAAUCGGAUGAGGAGGACAGAGAGGACGAGCGCGUGGAUAGCAGCGACCCUGAGGAAAUAUUCCAGAACAUUCAGCUCCAGAAGGAGAUCAUCGCCAACAUUCGCACCCGACCCUGGCCAAUGAGACGCAAGCUCAAAGCCCUCAAGCAUGCCAGAGACAUUGUUCUGAAGUAUGAAGGCCGGCUAACCAGGACCCGGGGAUACCAGACUGCAGGAGCUGAUCUGCUAAAGAAACUUUCUCGCUUGCUGUAUAACAUCGUAGUCCUGUUCAUUCCAUGGGAGAUGAGGAUAAAGAAGAUUGAGAGUCAUUUUGGGUCAGGUGUGGCCUCUUACUUCAUCUUCCUAAGAUGGCUGUUUGGAAUCAACAUCGUUCUGACCAUCAUGACCGGAUCAUUUAUCGUCCUGCCUGAGCUGCUGGCAGGGGCACCCUUUGGAACAACCAGGAGCAAGACCAUUCCCAAAGAGCAACUGGCCUCCGCACAGGACCUGGAUACCAUCUGGUCUUUAGGGGGCUACCUUCAGUACUCCGUCCUGUUUUAUGGAUACUACGGAAGGGUCCGGAAGAUUGGGAGCGCCGGCUACCGGCUUCCCCUGGCCUACUUUCUGGUUGGGAUGGCUGUUUUUGCCUACAGCUUCAUCAUUCUGUUAAGAAAGAUGGCCAGAAAUUCACGUCUCAGCCUAGCCAGUGCCUCUGAUGAGAACUACACCUUCUGCUGGCGCCUGUUCUGUGCCUGGGACUACCUAAUCGGCAACCCUGAGGCUGCAGAGAGCAAAGGAGCGGCCAUCGUCAACAAUAUCAGGGAGGCCAUUGUUGAAGAACAGGAGAAGGAGAAAGACACAAGCCUAGCUGUUCUGGUCAGUCUGAGGAUCCUGGCAAACAUCCUGGUGUUGCUCUCUCUGGCUGGGAGCAUCUAUAUCAUCUAUUUCGUAGUUGACCGUUCUCAGAGGCUGGAGCAGGAGAAGCCAGAGCUGACAUUGUGGGAGAAGAAUGAGGUUAGCGUGGUGGUGUCUCUCAUCACCAUGAUUGCCCCAUCAGCCUUUGAGCUGGUGUCCCAGCUGGAGAUGUACCACCCAAGGACCAGCCUUCGCUUCCAGCUGGCCAGGGUGCUGGUCCUGUACCUGGGGAACCUCUACAGCUUAAUCAUCGCUCUGCUGGACAAGGUCAACAGCAUGAGCUCAGCUAAUCCGGUCAAUAAUGGGAACUGGACAGACUCCACUGCCUUCCUGGCCACCAUCGCUCUGCCUGAGGAGGAGAACCUGUCCACCAUCUUGUCCAAUGCCUCUGAGAAGCAGAACAGUACCUUUGUCCUGGGGUUAGAGGUCAACAGGACCAAGAGCGGUGGCACACAGGUCCUCCUCAACCAGACCGCAUUGUACGGGUACAAUGUGAGGACCCCCCCAGACCAGUGCUGGGAGACGUAUGUCGGACAGGAAAUGUUGAAGCUUUCCAUCAUUGAUAUGAUCUUCACAGUGUUGAGCAUCUUACUGAUUGACUUUAUCCGUGGCCUUUUUGUCCGAUACUUGAGUGACUGCUGGUGCUGGGAUCUGGAGAGCAAGUUUCCCGAGUAUGGAGAAUUUAAAAUAGCUGAAAAUGUUCUCCAUUUGAUAUACAACCAAGGGAUGAUAUGGAUGGGUGCGUUCUUCUCCCCGUGCCUGCCUGCGUUCAACGUGCUAAAGCUGAUUGGUCUGAUGUACCUGCGCAGCUGGGCUGUCCUCACCUGCAACGUCCCCCACCAGCAGGUCUUCCGGGCCUCCCGAUCCAACAACUUCUACUUGGCAAUGCUUUUGUUCAUGCUGUUUCUCUGUAUGCUUCCGACCAUCUUUGCCAUAGUGAGAUACAGACCAUCACAACACUGUGGACCUUUCAGCGGUCAAGAGAAAAUUUACGACAUUAUCUCAGAGACGGUUUCCACGGAUUUCCCCAUUUGGUUUAACAAAGUGAUGAGCUAUGUCACCAGCCCUGUCGUUGUGCUGCCAGCUCUCCUCUUACUGUUCAUGCUGAUAUACUAUCUACAGGCAAUAGCACGGUCAUUGAAAGUCACCAACAAUCAACUGAGAAUGCAGCUUCAGACUGAAAGAACAGAAGAUAAGAAGAAGGUUUUUCAGAUGGCUGCAGCGAGGCUGCAGGACAGCGAGGGGGGUGAUAAAAAGCCGGAGCAGGAGGGUCACAUUUCGGGCCAGGAGUCCUCCGUCUGCUCCCACUCGCCCAGGCGCAACGGAAACAUCGGCAGCGCGGAGUCCCCGGACAGGCCGGCCGGCAGCCUCCGCACCAUCGCCCAGUCCGCCCCGCGUCCCGGAGCUAACCGGCCGUUCGGCGUGUCACGCAGCCCCGCCGCUCCCGUGAUGCAGAAACAUCGAGAGGAGCACUCGCCAAACAGGCAUCCAGGAUAUCUAGGAGCGGCCAGCGGCUCCUGCAGGUCACCGUCCUACCACAGGAUGGCACACAAUCCCAUGUGCCGCCACUCAGAGAACGUCCACUCAGAUCCUCUGUACAGGAAGAGCCUGUGGCCCCCACACAGAGAAGCCUCCGGAAUGGGCCCGGCCCAGCGCCGGUUCCACACCACGCACUACGUGAUCGUCAACGAGCACGACGGCAAAAGGCAGCUGCUGCGGCCUACGGCCCGGACGCCCCGGCGGUACUGUGCCGAAGAGCUGAUGGACAUCCUGGAGCUGUGUCCGCGGAACGUCCGGAGAUUCCCCGCCCACCCGCCUCACCAGUGCUACCAGCCGCACUUCAACGAAGAGGAAGAGGAGGAGACGGCCAGCGAGAGGAGGGCCCCGUUCGCCCCGUCCUGCCGCCCGCACUCCCUGUCCGACCUCCGCCAGCCAGGCCGGCCCAACAGGGCGGACUGCGGGCUCUCGGUCAACAGAGGCCCGGCCAGAGGACCGCGCGGGGUGUGGGACGACCGCGAGGGGAACCGGGACCAUGUACCGCUGCACUACUGCUCCCAGACCAACAUCGAGCCGGUCGAGCUGCCGGCCAGGUACACCGAGCCCCAGGUCAAGCCCAAAACCAGACACAAGGCCGCACUGUCCAUGACCGAAUCGGACACUGACUCCAUCGCAUCCAGCAGUGACCAACAGAACAGCAGCACGGACCAGUACAUCCAGGUCAUCCAUUACAAGGAGAAAGGCCCAAAAUCCAGAGGCAAGCCCCCAAAGCAGGAGCCUAAACCUCAGUUAAAUGUAUCCAGGCCAGGUGAACUAUUCUGCUCAAAUGUCUGAAAAAAAAAUGUUUGUUGUGUAUGUUAUUUAUUACAUAUGUUGUAUUUUAUA
Conger conger (European conger) is the source of this 3399-nucleotide messenger RNA. RefSeq names its product transmembrane channel-like protein 3. Gene Ontology annotation, molecular function: mechanosensitive monoatomic ion channel activity. The transcript is spliced from 22 exons. Lineage: Eukaryota; Metazoa; Chordata; Actinopteri; Anguilliformes; Congridae. The record is from RefSeq and is a predicted model, not a curated record. The coding region runs from base 1 to 3348 and encodes 1115 amino acids. Gene Ontology annotation, cellular component: plasma membrane.